Cylicocyclus nassatus is the source of this 1640-nucleotide messenger RNA. The record is from the annotation of a GenBank genome assembly. Lineage: Eukaryota; Metazoa; Nematoda; Chromadorea; Rhabditida; Strongylidae.
GCGGAUUAUGUAUAGCGCUGCCUAAGCGUAACUGUUCAUCAUCGACUGCAACUGCACUAUCUAUUGUAGUACAGUACGAAUUUGACUUUGAUAUUUGGAAGCAAAGCAUAUCUGUGUCGAAAAUGCGACUCUAGCGUAGGAUUGCAAUUUUAUGCCGGAAGACAAAGAACGUAGCUCUCAUUGUAGUACUGCCUCUAGUGGUUCUCCAUCGCCUUCUAGGUCACUAGCUAAAACCGGUCUCAGUAAACUGCACUCGUAUCCGUUACCACAAUCGUUGCAAAACAUCUCGGGUAAAAGCGACGAAAGUGCGAAUAAUCUCACACAACAAUCGCUAUCCACUGCCAGAUCUUCGAUAAGCAAUCAUUCACUCGACUCUACUCCGGCUUCACAAACUCGGACAUCUCCAGAUGCAGUAUCACCGGCCUGGAAGACAUCGAUACGUAAGAUUGUAAGUGUACUGAAUUUGGUUCCGAAGGAGAAGACAGCGGCAGAAAAGCGACAAGAGCGAGAACAGCGAGAAAAAGAUAUGUUUCUCACUCGUCCAGCUAUAUGCCAAAAGCCAAUCAAAACAAUUAGCAAAUUCUGCAUCUCAUUGAGUGGCUGUGGUUUUCUUGGUUCCUAUCACUUUGGAGCUGUCAGCUGUUUUGUUAAGAAUGGAAAGUACGUGUUAGAUCGAUUGGAUAGGGCCAGUGGUGCUUCAGCUGGCAGUUUGGUGGCCUCACUUCUGCUUCUUGUGCCUGAUAAGAUUGAACCAGCUACGCAAGUCUUAUACGCGCUUGGAGAAGAACUGAUGAAACUCAACUUUGGCGCGCUAACUCCAGGCUACUAUCUGAACGAAAGAUUGAUCAAGAUCGUAGAUGAUUUCCUACCUGACGACAUUUCGCCGGCGCAAGGACGGCUGUACAUCUCUCUCACAAACAGACUAGAGCGUAAAAAUGUAUUAAUCAACAAAUUCAAAGAUAAGGAGCACUUACUCCAGUGCCUAAUGGCAAGCUGCUAUAUUCCCAUGUACUCUAUGGGCUACGGAGCACAGGCACCAAUCAUCGAUGGUUGCGAGUACAUUGACGGAGGCUACACCAAUAACUUGCCAGACUUCGAAGAUAUGCGCACAAUAACGAUAUCCCCAUUUUCUGGCCACGCAGAAAUUUCGCCUAUAGAUGAAGUGCACAUCUUCGAUUGGAAAAUGACGGUUGCUCAUCAGAUCAUGAAUGUAAAUUUUCAAAAUAUCGUACGAGGAGCACAAGCAUUGUUUCCACCAUCGCGAGCUGUGCUACAAGCUUACUACGAUUUGGGCUACAAGGAUGCUUUACGUUUCCUCAUUAAGAAUGAAAUCGUAGAAAGACCUGAAGGAACAGAAGUGUAGUGCUUAGGUAUGAGUAGAUGUGAUAAUUGCAUAACUGCCAUUUUCUGCGUUAACAGUGUGUUCUAAAGCUAGCAUCGCAAUUUUUAAUGCCAAUGCGACCUCUUCAAAGUGUACACUCCCAAGGAGUUACAGGCUAUUACUCGGGUUGAGCACAGUUUUUUUAAUAUGUAAUCUUCAUACGAACCUCACUUGAACCCAGAGAGCAUAUUCUAGUCGUGAUUUUGGCUAAAGCCUAUUAUCCUAAUUUGCAUGUCUUGUACACAUCUUUGUAUCAAAU